UGUAGUGUGUUCAUACCUGUUCACAUUGACUUUGGUAGGGUUGAAUAAACUAACACAAAGAACAAAUCCUGAUAAGAAGAGACAGUGAUACAUUUAAUAUUGAAACCGCGUGGAAUUGCUACGACUAAUUAAGGAUACUCCAAAAUUCUUGUCUCUCCUAGCUUUCUUCACUGGUCAGUAAUCUCUUUCUGUGUUAUUUACCUCUUUUAGUAAAUCGUAGAAAAUGUGUGAUUUUUUUUGAUGGGUUUGGUUUCCUCUAUCAUGCUCCAUAUGAAAUAACCUCCAACCAUUUCAUUCUGCCAAUUUGGUACAUUUUUCUUCACUUCUCUCCUAGAUUAUAUUUAAUGGCAGAAGUUAAAAACUGCAGUUACACCAUUUUCUUGUUAUUUUGCAUUUCUACUUUGUUUAAAACUGCAUUUGCUUUGAGCUCAGAUGAAAAAGCUCUAACAUCACUUUUAGCUAACUGGGUUAUUCCUAAUUCAGUGAUAAACACCCAUUCCAGCCCUUGUUCUUGGGUAGGUGUUCAAUGUGACAAAACCCAUAAUGUAAUUUCUCUCAAUAUGUCAAAUUUUGGUAUUUCUGGUUUUUUAGGCCCAGAAAUUGGUCAAUUAUCUUAUUUGAGUUCUCUUGAUCUUAGUUUAAACUCCAUUUCUGGCUCUAUUCCUGCUGAAAUUUCCAGCUGUGGUCUUCUUGAGUAUAUAGACCUUUCAUCCAACAAUUUGAGUGGUGAAAUUCCUGAAUCUCUUGGGAUUCUGCACAAUUUACAGUAUCUAAGCUUGUUUAACAAUGUACUGACGUCCCGAAUUCCGGAAUCUUUGUUUCGUAUUCCACAUAUACAGUCUCUCUUUCUGAAUACUAACAGAUUGAAUGGCUCUAUUCCUUCUAAUGUAGGGAAUGCUAGUGAACUUGUUUAUCUUUAUCUUUAUGACAAUCAGUUAUCUGGGUUUAUUCCUUCUUCCCUUGGGAAUUGUUCUGUGCUCGAGGAAGUCUAUCUAAAUGAUAACAAACUGGUGGGUGUAUUGCCUGAGAGUCUAAAUAAACUUGAUAGUUUGGUAUAUCUAGAUGUAAGCUCAAACAAUUUGGAAGGUGUCAUUUCUUUAGGGUCUGGUAGUUGUGAGAAUUUGCAGGAACUAGUUUUAUCUUUUAAUAGUUUUCAUGGAGUCAUUCCUGAAGGAUUGGGUAACUGCAGCAACAUGGUUAAGUUUGCCGCAAUAAAUAACCACUUAUCAGGAAGUAUCCCAUCUUCAUUAGGCCGACUAUCCAAGCUAUCAACUCUUUAUCUUUCAGAGAACUCUGUGUCAGGGAAGAUACCACCGGAGCUUGGGGACUGCAAGUCCUUGAUUGAUUUACAGCUUAAACAGAACAUGAUUGAGGGUGAUAUUCCAAAUGAACUAGGGUUUCUAAAUGAACUACGUCGCCUUGAAUUGUUUGAAAAUCGCCUGACGGGGGAAAUUCCGCUCAGUAUAUGGAAAAUUAAGACCCUUGAGCACAUUAUCGUUUAUAGUAACAAUAUAUCAGGAGAGCUGCCUCAGGAAAUGACAGAGUUGAAGAACCUGAAGAACAUUUCUUUACACGAGAACCAUUUUUCUGGGAUCAUUCCGCGAGGUUUGGGGAUCAGUAGUAAACUGGUGCAGGUUGAAUUCACAAACAACAGAUUCAGUGGUGACAUUCCUCCUCAUCUUUGCUUUGGUGAACAGCUGAAGGUUCUUAACAUGGGUCACAAUAUGCUUACUGGUAGCAUCCCUCCUGAUAUUGGAAGUUGCUCAACUUUGACUAGGUUGAGGCUUGAACAAAAUAAGCUGACAGGGGUGCUUCCUGAAUUUGCUGAGAACCACAGCCUCUACUUCAUGGACUUGAGUGGAAAUAAUAUUCACGGGAAAGUGCCAUCAAGCCUUGAGAAUUGUGGUAAUAUCACCACAAUAAAUUUGUCGUCGAAUAAGCUUACUGGAUUUCUCUCGCCGGAGCUUGGAAACUUGGCAAAUCUUCGAGCAGUGAAUUUGUCUUACAAUCAUUUGGGAGGAUCAUUACCACCUGAGCUUGGGAAGUGGAAUAAGUUGCUUCAGUUUGAUGUGGCUUUCAAUUUCUUCAAUGGGUCAAUUCCGUCGACCCUAAGAAGCUGGACAGCCUUAUAUGUCUUGAAUUUACGAGAGAACAAGCUUACUGGAGGGAUUCCACCUUUCCUAUCCGAACUUCAAAUGUUAGCAGAGCUUCAACUUGGUGGCAAUUCAUUCGGAGGACAAAUUCCUUCUUCUAUCGGUUUGUUGACAAAUUUGAAAUAUGCUUUGAAUCUUAGUAGCAAUAAUCUAGCCGGUGAAUUACCUUCUAAUAUUGGAAAAUUGACCAAUUUAGAGGUGCUGGAUGUGUCUUACAACAAUCUGUCAGGAUUUUUGGGAAAUCUUCCUUCGUUGGUGGAGGUUAAUGUCUCAUAUAAUCUAUUUUCUGGUCCAAUACCUGUCACUCUGAUGAAGAUGCUGAACAGGUCACCAUCAUCAUUCUUGGGAAAUCCUGCACUUUGUGUUGACUGCUCCCAAGUCACUUAUUCUAAUUGCACAGCAACAAGAUACAUCAGGCCAUGUGAUAGACCACAGAAAAGCAGUCCAAAGAGUGGGUUUGACAGUAUCCACAUUGCAAUUACAGCUCUUGGAUCAUGGCUAUUUGUUGUGCUUCUAGCCCUUUUUCUUUGUUGUAUCUGUGUCAGAUAUCGAGGAAGACAAAAAGAAGACAUUGAAAUGUCAAAACAGGAAGGUACAUCUUUCCUGCUCAACAAAAUAAUCGAGGCUACUGAAAAUUUCGAUGAAAAAUACAUCAUCGGAAGAGGAGCUCAUGGAACUGUCUACAAAGCCUCCUUGGAUCCAGAAAAAAUCUACGCUGUCAAGAAGCUUGAUUUUGGUGGGCAGACUGGUGCCAAUGAGAGUAUGAUUAGAGAAGUGCAGACACUCGGGAAAAUCAGGCAUCGUAAUUUAGUCAAAUUGGAUGCGUUUUGGUUGAGGAAGGGUCAUGGUCUAAUAUUGUAUAAUUACAUGGAAAAUGGAAGUCUGCGUGAUGCUCUCCAGCAAACAGAUCCUCUUUUGUUGUCGUGGGAUGUGCGAUACAAGAUAGCUCUUGGAAUCGCACAAGGAUUGGCUUACCUCCAUUUUGAUUGUCAUCCUGCUAUCAUACACCGUGAUAUUAAACCUGAGAACAUACUUUUGGACUCCGAAAUGGAGCCUCACAUCUCAGACUUUGGCAUUGCUAAGCUUUUAGAUCAAUCACCAACUUUGAUACAAUCAGUUGCAGUUCCUGGAACAACUGGCUAUAUUGCACCAGAAGUGGCCUUUGCAACAAUUAGGAGUAAAGAGGCUGAUGUAUAUAGCUACGGGGUUCUAAUGCUUGAACUGUUAACCAGAAAGAGGGCUGUAGAUGCAUCAUUUCCAGAGGAAAUGAAUAUAGUGGGAUGGGUGAGGUCAGCUUUGAACUGUUCUGAACAGAUCGAUUUUGUGAUUGACAAAACCCUUCCUGAGGAAUCUAUGGAUUCAGACGGUAUGGAACAAGUAUUUGGUGUGCUUUCUAUAGCUCUGAGAUGCACUGAAAGAGAACCAAGCAAACGACCGACAAUGAGAGAUGUUGUGAAGCAGUUAGAGGACAUAAAUCCUACUGCAAGACGGAAGAAUAAGAAGUCUUAUUAGCUUUAUUCAGGUUUUUUCGAUUCUAACUCUCCUUGUUUUACUUGAAAAAAGGCUAAAUGGAUAACUUCUUCUCCACUGAACUAAGAGGAUCACUUGGUAUCAGCCAAUACCAACUACGAAGUGGUUUUACCAUAAUGCUCCCUCACAUGUCCAGUGGAGAAUGAUGAGUAUUAUCAGUUUCACCCGUAUUAGGUUUCUGAUAGAUUUCAAAGUGGUGAAAUUUCUGUUGGAUAAGGAAAAUACUUGGCUCAUUUUCUAACUCUACAAGUCUAUGUUCAAUAGGUUUAUUAGCACAAAAUAGUGUAAGUAUUGUAUUAAGUUCUUUCAUAGUUCAAGUCAUCCAAUAUAUUUCUCGAAACUUUAUCAGGACAGUUCUCCAAAUAGCUAGACUUGCUCGCUUGUUCCUUCUAUUUAUGGCACGCACACUAAUAAGUCUUUUAGGUAUUCACCUUUCUUAAACAGGAGAUGAUUUAGUUCUCUUUAUGAUUUUGGCACACAGAAAAAUAACAACUCUUAGCUUGUCCGUCUUAUAUAUGAUUUCUUGGAAAUGAUGGACCCACAGCCAUAUGAUAUAUACUUUGUUUUAGUGGAGUGAAACUAUAAAAUCCGUUGUGUGAAACAUUAUUUUUAAGCACUUCCUGGUUUGGUGCUUUCCUAAUAUUUAUUUGUCCAUUUCCCUUGCAUUGUAAGUUUGUAAAUAUAGAUACAUGUUGCACCUCAUACCAACUCAUUUAAAAUUUGAACUAUAAUAAAAUAAGGACACUAAUGUUUAUGUAAUCUUCGAAGCUAGUAUCCACUUGAGCACAUAUAACAACGACUUAACACACUUACACACACAGAAUUCUUCUGUUCCUUUUUCCCCUCCCUUUUUUUUCUGGAUUUUACUAAAACUUAUGAUAAGCCCAGUGGAGAGCACUAGUCCUGAAAUAUUGAUACCAACACAGAUAAAUACGGGGAGAUUUGAAAUCCUUGGCUAUAUUGCGAAGAAGGGUGACCAAUCUUCCUGAAUGCUAGAAGCCAGCCUUUAUUCUAUAAUCUUCUCUCCUAUACGCUACCUAGAGGUUGAGGAACACAAACUCUUCAACUGCCGGAA
Molecule: messenger RNA, 4758 nt
Organism: Beta vulgaris subsp. vulgaris (sugar beet)
Lineage: Eukaryota; Viridiplantae; Streptophyta; Magnoliopsida; Caryophyllales; Amaranthaceae
Product: receptor-like protein kinase
Exons: 2
Coding region: 345-3665 (1106 amino acids)
Biological process (GO): protein phosphorylation
Molecular function (GO): ATP binding; protein kinase activity; protein binding
Source: RefSeq, a predicted model, not a curated record